Gadus chalcogrammus (walleye pollock) is the source of this 2776-nucleotide messenger RNA. RefSeq names its product probable G-protein coupled receptor 132. The transcript has a single exon. Gene Ontology annotation, cellular component: membrane. Gene Ontology annotation, molecular function: G protein-coupled receptor activity. Lineage: Eukaryota; Metazoa; Chordata; Actinopteri; Gadiformes; Gadidae. The record is from RefSeq and is a predicted model, not a curated record. Gene Ontology annotation, biological process: G protein-coupled receptor signaling pathway; negative regulation of G2/M transition of mitotic cell cycle; G1/S transition of mitotic cell cycle. Bases 19 to 1161 code for a protein of 380 amino acids.
UUGUGUGUCCAUGCAGACAUGCAGGCGGAGGCGACCACCGCCGGGAACGCGACCACCGCCGGGAACGCGACGGCCUGCGAUCCGCCGUACGACCAGGCCCGUGUCCCCAUGGUAGUCCUCUACAGCGUCGUCUUCGUCGUGGGCUUCCCCGCCAACCUCCUCACCUUGUGGUUCACCUGGAGGCAGGUGCGGCGCAAGAACGUGCUGGGGGUCUACCUGUGCAGCCUGUCUGUGUGCGACCUGAUCUACCUGUCGACGCUGCCCCUGUGGGCGCUCUACAUCGACGGCUGCCACAAGUGGGCCUGGGGCUCCCACGCCUGCCAUGUCACCGGCUUUGUCUUCUACACCAACAUGUACAUCAGCAUCCUGCUGCUAUGCUGCGUCUCGUGCGACCGCUACGUGGCCGUGCGCUACGCCCUGGAGUCGCGUGGCCUGCGGCGCCCACGCGUUGCCGCGGGCAUCACGGCGGCCAUCGUGGCGAUGGUGAUGGCGGCGCACGUGCCCGUCUUCUUGAUGCGCGAGGGCGACACGGAUCACAAGAUGCGCGAGGGCGACACGGAUCACAAGAUGCGCGAGGGCGACACGGAUCACAAGCUGGAUAUGAGGUGCUUCGAGCCGGAUCACACCCCCAGCCAAUACGUCACGGCCUUCAACUACGCGCGCUUCUUCCUGGGAUUCGUGGUGCCGCUGGCGCUGCUGACCACCUCAAACUACGGCGUCCUGCGCGCGGUGCGCGCCAGCCACUCGCUGCAGCUCGGCCAGAAGAGGCGUGUGCGCUGGCUGGCGGUCGCCGUGGUGACGCUGUUCCUGGUGGGCUUCGCGCCGUACCACCUGGUCCUGCUGGUGCGCGCCGUCUUCUCCCACUACCCUGAGCUUAAUUUUGCUUUCUCCAGGUGGAUCUACGCGCCGUACUACGUGUCUCUGGGCUUCUCCACCCUCAACAGCGCCUGCAACCCCCUCCUCUACGUGCUGUCCAGCGGGGACGCGCGCGAGGAGCUGUCCCUAGCGCUGCGGGGUCAGAGCGAGGUCACAAUGGGGACAGCCUGGGGGUGUAAUGGAGAGGUGACAACACGUCCGAUACUAUAUAGUAGUGGUUCGAGGACUCAGUACGACGUCGGCUCGGGAACGAGGGGGGAGAGCGUUCAGUUGGCCUAUAUGUGACGCUACUUCUCUGAAACAUCCAAAUUAUUCCUGGAGGCCUCCUAGAGCCGGACGCUACAAGCUACCGACGUGAGGGGCUUUUACAGGUAAUAUGUUUGACAGCUAGUGUGCAACAACAUGUUCUGGUGAACCCCACAGGGAACGAACACUAGCGGCUCUCUGUUGACCAGGAUAGUCUCCACUUGUAGGCUCUCAGUGUGUUGUCAUGAGGAGACUCGGGGAGAGGAGAGAGAACCUUUUCGAAGAAGCAGUGAAAUACUCCCCGCUAUUGAGAAUAGCCUACCUGGUGCGUUGCCUUGUAAUCAACAAUUCCUCACUUUUUUAAAUAAAAUACGCUUUGAUUUGCAGAUGGUUAGUGUAUUUUUUUGUUCUCCCACCUCAUCAUGUCAGAUCCAUCUGCGGUAUAUAGUCUGCUGGGCAAGAGGCCUGAAGUGCACACCGUAUAGCUAAAAAACGUUGUAAACCCAAAUUUGUAUGCAUUUCUGGGCGUGGAGUCAUCAACACGACUUAACACGAAAACAUAUGCCCGUUGGGAAUGUCUUUUUUUAUUAGGUGAACUGUAAAUCUUUCUAUGUUAUACCGUAAACUGUUCAUUAUCAUUAUUCAGAUGGCGAUUAAAUAUGGGUGUAUUGUUCACUUCAACUAAGCGGAUAUGAGAGAAGAUACAAAAUAAUUCCAAAUAACACCUAGGCCUACAUACAGUGGCGGCUUGUGAUUAUUUGUGGGUGGGACGUAGUCAUGGACGGAGGGUCUGGAGGAACUCCCCCAGAACAUUUUGAAUGUGGUAGAUGUGAUGUGACCUAAAAUCAUUUAGAUUGAGAGCCUAUGUAUAGGUUAACUAACAUACGUUAAUUUCAUAUUUUCCAUGCACAAAUGCAUUUUGAACAUUUCUGCCCUCGUCAAACAACAAACCCACAUGUGUGCAAAGAUCGUUCAAUCACUGGACAAAAAGGUCUGGGGCGGGGUAAAGGGUAAAAUAUAAAAAGUAAGUAGGCUAAACAAUCAUGGAUAUCUGAUAUACAUUGAUCUGCGGACCGGUCGAACUCCUCUCAUCCUGAUUCUGAAUGUUAGAUGCAUCUGCAUUUUUAUGUGUGUUUUCCAGCAUACUUUUUACAUGCUUUUGUCAGACAGUCGGGUGAAAAUGGGUCGUGGCUCGACAUGGAGCAAAGAGGAGACGGAAUGUCUAUUGGAUAUCGGACGCAAAUAUCCAAUAGACGUUACGACAAUUGUGCUGCUAAACUUAGUUACCGCUAUCAAACAAUAAUAACAAUAAUGUGAGCGGGUGCCUGUUAAGCACUGCGGUCACGCCAGCCGCACUUUGGAAAAGCCCCGUCAAGCCAGCCGCCGCUUAAUAUCUGUUGCGCAUCUAUUACUGCACUUACGGCACGGUGCCCGACUAGGCCAAAAUGGAUGGGAAAGCAGUUUUUUAUACCCGGUGCAACGGUUAAACAUGGGGGUUAUUACAGGUUUGCUGAUAUUUUCAAUGGAUUAUUGUUAUACACUUUGAGAGUGGGAGGGACUUUGAAUUUAAUUUAUUAUAAAACCAUACAGUAAAAUGUUUUGAUAUGUUAUACAGUGAUAGUCAGGAUCACUGUGAACAAGAAUCCAUUGAAAA